GUUUGUUGGAGCUAGCGCGAGACUAGUCGAGUAUAACAUUUAGCUGAAACGUUGUUUGAAAUAUGGUGAAAAGGGAAGAUACAGUGCUUGUUGUUCCUACGAUGGCUCGCACACCUUUGAAGUCCUCGUUUUCUAUCAGUUCCAUUCUCCCCGAAACUGCUCUGGAAGCGCCCAAAAGUCCGCAGAGGAUCAAAAGCGAGUCGGAGUUGAGCGAUUCCGAUUGCGAUUUGGAUGUUACUGGCGACGAAGAUGAUUCACCGGCGCUGGAUUGCACCAAAUCCGAUGAUGGUAAAUCAGGUGAAGAGAAGAAGUCUAAAGAAAAGCCGCCGUACAGCUACAAUGCCCUCAUCAUGAUGGCCAUCAGGAACAGUCCGGAAAAAAGGUUGACUUUGAACGGGAUCUACGAGUACAUCAUGACCAACUUUCCUUACUACAGAGACAAUAAACAGGGUUGGCAGAAUUCCAUCAGGCAUAAUUUGAGUUUGAACAAGUGUUUUGUGAAAGUUCCCAGGCAUUAUGAUGAUCCUGGUAAAGGGAAUUACUGGAUGUUGGAUCCUUCCGCUGAGGAUGUGUUUAUUGGAGGAACCACUGGUAAACUUCGUCGCAGGUCGACGGCAGCUUCCAGAUCGCGUUUGGCUGCAUUCAAACGUACUCUUUCCAUGUAUUCGCCGCUGCAACCGAUGUAUCCAGGUUUCUAUCCACCCAAUCCGGCGCUUCUAGCCGCCGCUUACCAGAGGUAUCAUCAUCCUUACGUGGGCUCCAUGGGGAGUACAGCUGUACCGACGGUUCUUCGGCCGUCGCCGAUGCAACCUCAACCAGCUCCGCAGCCUUUCAAUAUGGAGAGGUUGCUGAAUGCCGGGCCCGGCAUGGAGUUCUUUAGACCACCGAUGGACUUUUACGGUAACUUUAGGCUACCUCCUCCGCCUGGGUUGUUGGCUUCGCACCAUCAACUCGCCUUGAGUCCGAAUAGUAGUUCCAGUUCGCCCGAACCUAGAACAAGUCCGGACCAUUUGUAUAAACCAGUACCUGUAAUGUCGAGGCAUAGUUGAAAUUGAAUUGUUGCAAUUUAUUUGUAAAUUUAUUGUUGUAUAGCUUUAAAUUUUUAAGGAAGAAUCUAAAUAGGCACCAUUUAUAUGAAUUGUUAAGUGUUGAGCACUUCAAUUUGCGGUACUUGCAAUCGAAAUUAACUCGAUUAUAAGGACCUAUAGGAGAUUUAUCUCACAUUCUUCCGAUUUUUUGGUGUUUUUGAUCUCUAAUGUGUAGACGUUGUUCACAUUGCACAUGUUGUAAAUAGUUGUAUAUUGUCAUAACUUCUAUUGUGAUGUUAAUUUAUAAAAUAUGUACAGUAUUAAAAUAUAUAUUGAGA
Molecule: messenger RNA, 1366 nt
Organism: Phyllotreta striolata
Lineage: Eukaryota; Metazoa; Arthropoda; Insecta; Coleoptera; Chrysomelidae
Source: the annotation of a GenBank genome assembly